Molecule: messenger RNA, 1224 nt
Organism: Marasmius oreades (fairy-ring Marasmius)
Lineage: Eukaryota; Fungi; Basidiomycota; Agaricomycetes; Agaricales; Marasmiaceae
Exons: 6
Coding region: 1-1224 (407 amino acids)
Source: RefSeq, a predicted model, not a curated record
AUGAUCGGUGGGGUUUCUAUAACAAUCAAAGAGAGGUUGAGGAACGAUUUCCUCUCCACCUCCUUUCCUUCUCCACGUUUUCAAAGCCUCGCCCACAUGAGAUUCCACUACGGUCGUGUUGCCUUGACAUUUCUUCUUGUCGGUCCUUUCUCGAGGGCGUUCAGCAUUACUGGCCUUACACCAACCGUAACACUGGGACAGGUUGAACAACUCACAUGGUUCAGAGACGCAAAUAAUGAUCCAACGGUCUUUCAACUCGCAAAGGGGUCAGGGCUCCGAUGGAAUACGAUCGGCCCAGCGGUAUCAGUUCAGAACCAAAAAACUCAGGGUACCGUACCAGUGACCUUUGACGAUGCUCUAAGCCAAGUUAGUAUCGCUGCGUACGAUCCUUCGUCGUCGUCGUUCCAACUGUUAUUUAACGACCCCAAUCCAAUAACCAUUUUGGUGACACAACCACUGGCCCAAACCCCUCCAUCAACCGACCCACAAACCACUGCGCCAGGUAUCACGAUGGUCGCUACGUCCACAACAAGUGUACCCCCACCCUCAAAGCCGGUUCAUCCGAUACCCACAGGCCUCUCCCCUGAAUCCACAGGCAGUUCCUCUCCUAUAACCACAAGCGGUGGUGCACUAGCUCCAAUGUCGGCAGUUUCCAUGGGUGCUAUUACAUCCCAAGGUUCAUCAAUGACGCCAUCGGGCGAUAACAAUACUUUCCCGACCACUACUAUCGAUUCAGUGGCAACUGGAGGAAAUAAAAAUCCAAUUUCUCCCUCCGCCGGGUCCGCCCCUUCGGACGCACUCCAGUCACACUCACAUCCAAACGUCGGUGUUGUUGCUGGGGGCGUGGUGGGUGGCGUGCUUACCAUGCUUGUGAUCGCCACAUUUGUGAUUUACAUCUUGAAGCGAAGGAAGAAAAAGAUGAAUUAUACUCUCGAUCAAACCCCCUAUUUGGAUACUUCCGGUUCCGAUGCGUCUGACAUGGAUAUUAGGGAACGGAAGAUGCAGUUGCUCGGACAAAGGGAACACCUUGAACGUGAAUUGGAGGCGUACGAACAAGCAUCCCAAAACCUGAGCUCAGGAACUGGUGCCGUUCCCGAUGGUAUCAAUGGAUCAAAUCAGGAUGAUAUCGCGCAAGUAUUACGUCGUAUGGAAGUUUUAACACAGAGGAUAGCAACUUUGGAAGAAGGAAUGGCACCACCUGAUUACAGCUCUGGCACCGCUUGA